Molecule: messenger RNA, 3151 nt
Organism: Clarias gariepinus (North African catfish)
Lineage: Eukaryota; Metazoa; Chordata; Actinopteri; Siluriformes; Clariidae
Gene: ttc13
Product: tetratricopeptide repeat domain 13
Exons: 23
Coding region: 214-2598 (794 amino acids)
Molecular function (GO): protein binding
Source: RefSeq, a predicted model, not a curated record
GGAAUCUGGGUGGGAAAACAAAUUCCGCCUCUCACCCACUGUGUCAUUCCCACUUCCGGGUUCGUUUCCAGUACACAACUUUCCUAAGGAGCUGUGGGUGUGUAUCAUGAAUAUGACAAACAUGGCGUCUGUCUUUGAUUGCUUCACGUAUUUGUUUUGUAAGGGAAUAGUGGGAAAGUCUGUUGUUUAAGUCAUUUAAUCCAGUGCUGAAAGAUGAAGCUGCUUGGCUGGAUACAGGUGACGUUGUGUACAUAUGGUGUGACGUCACAAACACUUACAUAUGCAGAUCCGAACGUUCUCCAGCUGGAGGAUCCGGAGUGCGAGGACGGCAGCAACGUGGACUGCGAGUCUGUCUUCUCUCUGAAUGCAGAGAAGAUUCUGAGCCAGGCCAGACUCUUUGUGGAGCAGCAGCGUUUUCCGUUCCCUGUUGACGAUCAGAACACCAACGAGGAGCUUGCCAUAGGAUACGUCCUCAUCGGCAACGGGCUCUACGAUGAAGCCAUCAAACACUUCUCCCUGUUACUGCAGGGCGAUCCGGAGCUGGUCAGCGCCAUGUACGGCAGAGGGUUAGCGUAUGGGAAAAAAAGCCUGCAGGACAUAAAGAACGCAGACUUGGCUCUGUAUGAGCUAAGCAGAGUGAUCACGCUGGAGCCCAACAGGCCAGAGGUGUACGAACAUAGAGCAGAGAUUCUCUCUCCACUCGGACGGAUCAGCGAAGCUCUGAGCGACCUCACGAAAGCCAUCCAGCUGCAGCCUUCAGCACGACUUUACCGCCACCGAGGAACCCUCCUUUUCAUCUCGGAGGACUACGUGGCUGCCAUGGAGGACUUCCAGCAGUCUCUGGAGCUGAAGAGGAACCAGCCGAUCGCCAUGCUCUAUAAAGGCCUCACCUUCUUCCACAGAGGCCUGCUUAAGGAGGCCAUUGAGACAUUUAAAGCAGCGCUGAAGUUGAAGUCGGACUUUAUUGACGCACACAAAAGCCUGGCUCAGGCAUACAGGGAGCUAGGUGAUUUCGACAGUGCAUUGGAGAGUUUCCAGAAAGCUCUGCUGCUGAACCAGAAUCAUCUCCAGUCUCUGCAGCUCAGAGGGAUGAUGCUGUAUCAUCACGGCAGCCUGCAGGACGCCAUCGGCAACUUCAAGAGGUGCCUGCAGCUGGAGCCGUAUAACGAGGUGUGUCAGUACAUGAAGGGCCUAAGCCACGUGGCCAUGGGGCAGUUCUAUGAAGGCAUCAAGGCUCAGACUAAAGUCAUGCUGAACGACCCGAUGCUGGGCCAGAAAGCCAGCUCCGAGUAUCUCAAAGUCAAAUACCUCCGAGAGUACUCUCGAUACUUGCACUCUCACCUGGACAUCCCUGUAGCGGAGUACAACGUUGAUCAAGAUCUUCCCGGGAACUUUAAAAACCACUGGGCGAAAAACCUCCCCUUCCUCAUCGAGGACUAUGAAGAGCAGCCUGGACUGCAGCCGCACAUUAAGGAUGUUCUACCUCAGGAUUUCGAGAGUUACUCCGAGGAGGUGCAGAAGCUGAUCUGCACGGCGGAUCAUCUCGGCACACUCAUGCAGUACAACACGUCAGGGUUCCUGUCCAAUCAGCGCAUCCACAGAGCCAUGGGUCUGGCCAGCAUAGAGGUGAUGCAGGCGAUGCAGCGGACGUGGACCAACUCGAAGGUGCGCGUCAACGGCAAAACCAGGCAACUCCAGUGGAGAGACAUGUUUGACAUUGCUGUUAAAUGGAGGAGGAUUGCUGAUCCAGAUCAGCCUGUCUUAUGGUUGGAUCAGAUGCCAGAACAGAGCCUGAGCAGAGGGUUUAAUAAUCACAUCAACCUUAUCAGGGGUCAGAUCAUCAACAUCAGAUACAUGGAAUACUUCAGCAGAAUCCUGGACUUCAUUAAAGACAGAAUCUUAGUGUAUCACAGUGCGUACAACCCUCGAGGAGUGCAGGAGGUCAAGCAGGCGCUGGAGGACGUCAGCAAAGUGGAGGACCUGCUGCCUAUAAUGAAGCAGUUCAACAGUAAAACCAGAGACGGGUUCACGGUGAACUCGAAGGUGCCGAGUAUGAAGGAUGCUGGGACGGAGUACGAUGGCUUCACCGUCACCAUCACCGGAGACCGCGUGGGAAACAUGCUGUUCUCAGUGGAGACUCAGACCACAGAGGAGAGGACGCAGCAGUACCAGUCAGAGAUCGAGGCUCUGUAUAAAGACCUGACGGCGAAAGGCAAAGCACUCAUGCUGUCCUCCGAGCUGGGGGAUUCAGAUGCGGUGUGUAACCUCGUCCUCUCCCUGGUCUAUUAUUUCUGUAACCUCAUGCCCCUGUCCCGAGGCUCCAGCAUCGUGGCAUACUCAGUGGUAAUGGGAGCUCUCAUGGCGAGCGGGAAAGAAGUUGCAGGCAGAAUUCCAACCGGGAAGCUGGUUGAUUUCGAAGCCAUGACCACGCCCAGUCCCGACCGCUUCACCAAAACGGCCAAAAGCUGGAUGAACUUAAAGAGUCUGCCAAGCUGGUACCAGAACCUUCCGUCUGUACCCGAGACCUUCCAGUUCGCCAGAACCAUGAUCGAGGUCCUGAACACUGACGCGUCCUCGCACUGUCCCAAAACAUCCUAAAAGACUGUCUCUGCCCCAUGCGUCUCUGCUCGUCCCCCGUUUCCUCUCUUCAGUCUUCCAUUGCAAAGAUCUCCUUCAGAGAGCAUCUCAAUUGACCCCUGAAGCACACUUGACGAACUUGAAACCCUGUGAUAAAAUCUGUUUAAUUUCUCACAACAAUCAAAAGGGCUCGAUUAUCAGCUAAUGAUUUUCAAAUCAGGAAUCCACAACUGUGAAGAACGGCAAGUUCACAACCAGGGUUAUUAAACUACUUGAAUACUAACGAGGGAUUAAAGCGAAGCCUUAGAAGGAAAUCGAGUGGCACUCGAUGACAUCACUGAGUCACAUUCUACUGUUAAUUUAAAGAAAGAAUUUUUUAGUUAAAGCGCUGCUCGUUCCCCGUGUUUUAGUUCAGAAAUGUUUGUUUUAUCCAUUUUUAAGUCUUUUUUUUUCAUCUCCGGUUUAAAGAACGAGGACCUCAAGGACAUUUCAAUGUUUAGGAAUUAAACUUGAAAGCAACGGUAUGUGAGGCUUCUCAGAGCAGCGUCAGAAAUGAAUAAACAUCUUGAGUUCC